Molecule: messenger RNA, 1005 nt
Organism: Sitodiplosis mosellana (orange wheat blossom midge)
Lineage: Eukaryota; Metazoa; Arthropoda; Insecta; Diptera; Cecidomyiidae
Product: protein argonaute-4-like
Exons: 3
Molecular function (GO): protein binding; RNA binding
Source: RefSeq, a predicted model, not a curated record
AUGGACAAAGUGACAUUGAGUGGCGUUGUAUCCGCAACAACACCGGCUGCACCUGGUCUACACGUGUUCACAUGCCAACGCAGACCAAAUUUGGGCCAUAAAGGUCGUCCGAUAUUGUUGUGCGCCAAUCAUUUUCAGAUUUCGAUGCCACGCGGUUUCGUCCAUCAUUAUGACAUUAACAUUCAGCCGGAUAAGUGUCCACGCAAAGUGAACUGUGAAAUCAUCGAAACGAUGGUACAUGCGUACAGUAAAUUAUUUGUUGUUUUGAAGCCACUAUUUGAUGGUCGCAACAAUUUAUAUACACGCGACCCGUUGCCCAUUGGAAACGAUCGUUUAGAGUUGGAGGUAACAUUGCCGGGUGAGGGUAAAGAUCGUGUAUUUCGUGUGUCGAUCAAAUGGUUGGACCAGGUUUCACUAUUCAAUUUGGAAGAGGCGCUCGAGGGUCGUACACGUCAAAUUCCGUACGAUGCCAUAUUGGCAUUGGACGUGGUUAUGCGUCAUUUGCCAAGCAUGACAUACACACCCGUCGGUCGCAGUUUCUUCAGUUCACCAGAUGGCUACUAUCAUCCAUUUGGCGGCGGUCGUGAAGUUUGUUUUAGUUUCCAUCAAAGUGUACGACCAUCACAGUGGAAAAUGAUGCUUAAUAUUGAUGUUUCGGCAACUGCAUUUUACAAAGCACAACCAGUUACUGACUUUAUGUGCGAAGUUCUCGAUAUUCGUGACGUAUUAGACCAGCGAAAACCACUUACAGAUUCACAGCGUGUUAAAUUUACAAAAGAAAUUAAAGGCUUAAAAAUCGAAAUCACACAUUGCGGAACAAUGAGGCGAAAGUAUCGUGUGUGCAACGUAACACGACGUCCAGCUCAAAUGCAAUCAUUCCCAUUACAAUUAGAAAACGGACAAACGGUUGAGUGCACCGUAGCGAAAUAUUUCCUCGAUAAAUACAAAAUGAAGUUGAAGCGCCCACAUUUGCCCUGUCUUCAAGUGGGCCAAGAACACAAGCAU